UUUCACCGCUACGCUCCUCCUUCAGGAUUUGUAGCCCUUUAACGUUACACCAUCACUGCUGCCGGGCCAAACUGCGGAUGCACAGAAAAUGCGAGAGUCAAAAGAGACAUCUGCACGAGUCGGCGACGAGGCAUGCCGCUGUGGUGAUUUCCGGAACAGAGUUAGCUCGUCAGCUGCACAGAGAAAUCCAGCGUGAUGUGGAAGAGCUGGUAGCUCAGGGCAACAUGAGACCACACCUAGGUGUGGUCUUAGUGGGUGACGACCCAGCCAGUCACACCUACGUUAAGAACAAGACCCGCGCAGCCAGCAUCCUGGGUAUUUCCAGUGAUACAGUGGUGCGGCCCAGCACAGUGUCUCAGGAGGAGCUGCUGGAGCUGAUUGACAAGAUGAACCGUGACUGGAGGGUCAGUGGCUUAUUGGUGCAGCUCCCACUUCCAGAGCACAUAAAUGAGAGAGCAGUAUGCAACGCCAUCGCUCCAGAGAAGGAUGUGGAUGGCUUCCAUAUUGUGAACAUCGGUAAGCUGUGCCUGGACCAGAGAUCCAUGGUGCCAGCCACUCCUGCAGCUGUCUGGGAGAUCAUCAAAAGAGCAGGUAUUGAGACUGUGGGGAAGAAUGUCCUUGUUGCUGGUCGCUCCAAAAAUGUUGGAAUGCCCAUUGCAAUGUUGCUGCAUACUGAUCGCCAUCAUGAGCGUCCUGGAGGUGAUGCCACAGUGACCAUUACCCACAGAUGUACUCCAAAGGAAAGGCUCAAAGAGCUAACCCGCCUGGCUGACAUCAUUAUUGCAGCAGCAGGUGUUCCUGAGCUGAUCACAGCAGAUAUGGUGAAAGAAGGUGCAGCAGUCAUUGAUGUGGGUAUAAAUCGCAUCAAGGAUCCAAACACAGGAAAACUUCGGCUCAUUGGUGAUGUGGACUUUGAGGGAGUGAAGGAGAGAGCAGGUUUCAUCACACCUGUCCCCGGAGGGGUGGGUCCAAUGACGGUCGCCAUGCUGAUGAAGAACACUGUGACUGCUGCCAGAAACGCACUGAUGCAUUAAACACACACACACACACAUCUACACCUAGACACACACACGUGCACAAACAGUAUAAAGAUAUUUAUUUUAACAAGGGCAGACAUCAUGCAGACAUGCAGAUAUAGAUGCAUACAUUUAUAUAGGCACCCGCACAGGCAGACCUCCUGCCAAACAUCUAACACAGUUUUAUUUGAACAUCUGUGAACUCAA
Molecule: messenger RNA, 1223 nt
Organism: Maylandia zebra (zebra mbuna)
Lineage: Eukaryota; Metazoa; Chordata; Actinopteri; Cichliformes; Cichlidae
Gene: mthfd2l
Product: methylenetetrahydrofolate dehydrogenase (NADP+ dependent) 2 like
Biological process (GO): tetrahydrofolate interconversion
Cellular component (GO): mitochondrion
Molecular function (GO): methenyltetrahydrofolate cyclohydrolase activity; methylenetetrahydrofolate dehydrogenase (NADP+) activity; methylenetetrahydrofolate dehydrogenase (NAD+) activity
Source: RefSeq, a predicted model, not a curated record